AUGGCCGUUUAUGACUAUGAGAGAGAUCCGGGCUGGCAAUUCCUGCGAAGAUCACGAGAGCAAAUGCUCAAGGACCAAUCCACACCGUACGAUUCAAAGAAAAACGUCUGGGUCCCAGACCCUGAGGACGGUUUCGUGGCCGCCGAGAUCACCUCCAGCACCCCGAACGACGUGACCGUCAUCACCGCCAAGGGCAACCAGCAAACCUUUAAAAGGGACGCUUGUUCCGAGAUGAACCCACCGAAGUUUGAGAAAACCGAAGACAUGUCGAACCUGUCGUUCCUCAACGACGCCUCGGUGCUGCACAAUUUGAGGGCACGAUACGCUUGUAUGCUCAUAUAUACAUAUUCGGGGCUGUUCUGCGUCGUCAUCAACCCGUACAAGAGGUUGCCCAUCUACACGGAGAGUGUCGCGAAUAUGUAUAUGGGGAAGAGGAGAAACGAGAUGCCGCCCCAUCUCUUCGCCGUCUCCGACGAGGCAUACCGUAACAUGCUCCUCGACCACACCAACCAGUCGAUGCUCAUCACCGGCGAGUCGGGCGCCGGCAAGACCGAGAACACCAAGAAG
Molecule: messenger RNA, 567 nt
Organism: Mesorhabditis spiculigera
Lineage: Eukaryota; Metazoa; Nematoda; Chromadorea; Rhabditida; Rhabditidae
Source: the annotation of a GenBank genome assembly